AUGGAGCUACGUUUACUUUCACUAAGCUGCAUUGUCUUCUAUGUCGCACUGGUUGGAAGUUCAUUGGCUUCAGUUCAGACAGUCGACUGGGUUGAAUCAUACUGGCAUUAUGUCUCGCCAAAUAUUCAGUUUCCAAAAGCUCUACGCAAUGUUUUACAGACAGCUACCCCAAUAAAAGGUAAAAACACGUACGAGGGAGUCGGAAAGGAUGCUCUUACACAAGCUCAUAAUAACGACAGCGGCAUCUCUCCUGAAGACACAUCUUUCGAGUAUUCAUUAAGCUACAAAUAUCACUGGUCGAGCUCUUCGAAUAAGGAUAAUAAUAAUGUCAAAAACAGCUCUGUUCUCAAAGCUUACCACGAUCAUAACAACGUUUUCUUUAAACAAAAAGCUCUCCACCCUGGUCAGGAAUUCACACUCCAAUUUCCCGAAUCCAAGUGCAAUGCCAAAUUCCUGCGACGCGAGGUGGCCAACGCCAUACCCUUUUCGAGUAACAAGCUACCUGAGAUUUUCGAAGAGUUUGGCAUCAAACCCGAAUCGGUUGAAGCCGAAACAGUCGAAAGAACUCUUCUGAUGUGCGACGAAUUGGCCAUCGAAGGCGAGACUAAGCUGUGCGCAACAUCUCCCGAAGCACUGAUCGAUUUUGGGGUGUCGAUUCUGGGAAAGAAUGUGGGAGUUUAUGCCUCAGAAGUGGACAAGGUUAGUAAUAAGGUGGAGAAGUAUACGAUCGUGAAGUCGAAGAAUGGAGUGAAAAAGAUAGCAGACAAGGGUGUUGUGUGCCACAAACAAAACUAUUUGUAUGGAUUAUUUUACUGCCAUGACAUCCAGUCGACCAAGGCUUUUUUGGUUUCGCUUGUGGGUUCCAACGAGCGCAGAGUUAGUAAAGCCGUCGCCCUUUGCCAUUAUGACACAAGGUUUUGGAACCCUCGUCACAUUGCUUUUCAGACUCUUAAUGUCAAGCCUGGAACUGUUCCCAUUUGCCAUUUUCUGCCUAAAGGCCACAUCGUUUGGGUUCCUACUACUAGUAUAUAAAUAUAUAUAUGUACUACGUAUGUAUGCUGCAGCCAC
Molecule: messenger RNA, 1068 nt
Organism: Humulus lupulus (European hop)
Lineage: Eukaryota; Viridiplantae; Streptophyta; Magnoliopsida; Rosales; Cannabaceae
Product: BURP domain-containing protein 3-like
Exons: 3
Coding region: 1-1032 (343 amino acids)
Source: RefSeq, a predicted model, not a curated record